AUUAAAUCUAAUUUAUAUAUGCCAACCCGAAACUUGGAUGAACCGUUCUUAAUGUAUGUGGACCACUGUUUUUCGAUAAAAGGGCAAGAACCAGACCAAUUAUAUGACAAAUAUUCGCCUUUUGUGGUUUGUUCAUAGUAAUUUAUCGCUGCGCGAAGAUGGCCAAUAUCCUUGGAAAUUGUACAUCAGAAACAGUGCAUGAUGGUUAUCUUUUCUUCUGAAAUGAAUUCACUUUGGUUCUUUGGCAAAAGGAAGGUAUAAAUAUUUCAUCAGAUGCGAUUAUGUUAUCAUAAUCUAAUCAAGAGUGGUUCCAGCGAGUGUAACAACAUCAACAGUAUCGGCUACGAGACAGGCAACUACUACAUUGUUAGAUACAAGCCUUCAUUUUCAAAUAAGCAAAAUGAUGUGUUCCCGCAACAUUAAAAUCUCGGUGGUGAUGUUCCUUAUCUUCGUUCCAUUGUUUACAGCCUUACCCCGCAAUCAUAACAUGGCGAAGAGGAGUAAUUUCUUUGAUCUGGAGUGCAAAGGCAUCUACAAUAAGACCAUGUUCUAUCGCCUGGAUAAGAUAUGUGACGAUUGUUAUAAUUUAUUCCGUGAAACAAGUAUACACCGACUAUGCAAACAAGAGUGUUUUGGCUCUCCCUUCUUCAACGCUUGCAUGGAAGCAUUGCAACUUCAUCAGGAAAUGGAUAAAUAUUCCGAAUGGCGUGAUACCUUGGGCAAGAAGUAAAUUCGAAACCUGCAACUCAGCUAAUUGACUUUAUUAUUCUACUUCAAACGCAAAUGAAAAAAUUAACAAAAAAAAUAAAUUAACAAGAUUAAUAAAUAAAUUUUUCCUAAAUUAGCAGAGAGCCCUAAGAAAAGUAUUAAAAAAUGGAAUAUAAAAAAAUGUAUGUAUAUUAGGUACCUAAAAUGUUAAUAAAUGAAAGAAUUGGAAAAAAUUUUAAAUUCUAUAAAAUGAACGUCUAUAUUUGUUGCUAGAAGGAACAUGAUUUACACGGUCUACAAACGUUUUACCAUGAUGUAUACGUGUUGAUUACAGUUCUUCCCAAAACAAAAAAUCAGCAGGCGAGAGCUUUAAAUCCGGAUUUUAAAGGCUCUAUUACGCGGCAUGCAGUUGUCUUAUGGCAUGUCAAAUUUAGCACAUGUAGAGUUGUACAAGUCGUGUGAUACUAAUGAAUCGAUGUGUGCAAAACAUAAAGAAAUCCGCAGUUUUUGUUGUCAGCCGAAUGAAAGCAAACCAAAUUAAAUUGUUUUCACAAAUUUAUUCAUUAUUUAUUUAACCAGCUUUAUCAAAAUGUUAACAAUUUUUACGCAUUAAAAAAUCGGUUUUUGUUAAAAUUUUUAGGUUAUGUCAUACGAAAAUAAUAUACAGGUGUAAUGGCAAAAAUGAUGAGUCGUAUGUAAAUUGACAAUUUUGACAAACAUUUUCAAUUACAUGUGAAUACAAAAAGUGGCAUCUCAUAAGACAACUACAUACCGUGUAAUAUGGCCUUAAGAUAAAUUAAUUGCAGGUAGGAGCAAUUGGACUACUACAAAAAAUCGAGUGCACUAUCUGUCAAAAUCAGUGAUUAGUGCAACUAUUAAAUUGCUAGUUCGCAUAAUGUGUGGUAUGGUUCUUAAAAAUUAUGCACACACAUAACCUAACGUUGUUAAAACGCGUUGACAGAGUGUGUGCUCCGCUAGAAAAAAAUAUUCUCAGCUGUUUGCUGUACAAUAUCUGGAUUAAUUUGUCUUGUUGAUGGAACAUUUAAAUCCGAAAGCAAUCAAUGAUAUGAAAGAAGAAUCUUCGCUGUCCCUUAAUGUCCCUUAAAGUUUAUGUGCAAAUUUACCUGCUCAACAAAUACUUCACUUGUUGGCACAUUUGUGUCACUUAAAGUGUAUGGUUGUCAAUCGCUAGUAUGUCAAAAUCAUAAUCAAUUUAUAACAGAAAAACAGUUGACUGAGGGAGUUGAGGUAUUCCGUAAAGUGACAAGAAAUUAGAUUUUUUUGGUAUUUUAAGCAGUAUUGAGAAAAAUUUUAUCAGCUGCAAACACAACUUUAACGUUAUAGAUCUACCUUGCGUUUGCUUAAGUAAUCCAAGUAUGUUCGAAUGAGUAACAAUUUAAGUAAAAGAUUGUUGCCUGCAAAAACUCCAGGAAAAAUGUACUGCUACCAAUCAAUGAAAAAUAAUCUUAUGCCAUUUCUACAGGCAUUAAACGCAAACCACUUUCUGAAAAAAUGUCUAUAAAUUGCGAACACUCCUUAAUCAAAAAAUUUUUGUAUUUUAAGCAAAAUUUCUUAUACUCACAUUUUUUAUGUUAUAUACGUUUAUAACUUUUAUUUCAAUGACAUUCUCCAAGUAUAACAGUGAAGUAUUACAAAAACCCAUGUCUGAUUUAAAUAAGCUCGAAAUAUUA
Molecule: messenger RNA, 2399 nt
Organism: Stomoxys calcitrans (stable fly)
Lineage: Eukaryota; Metazoa; Arthropoda; Insecta; Diptera; Muscidae
Gene: ITP
Product: ion transport peptide
Exons: 4
Coding region: 401-730 (109 amino acids)
Biological process (GO): circadian rhythm
Cellular component (GO): extracellular region
Molecular function (GO): neuropeptide hormone activity
Source: RefSeq, a predicted model, not a curated record